GAAUACCCAGCACAAUGCUUAAACAAGCUUCAGUACUCCUGUGCGUGGUGGCGCUGAGCCUCGCUGAUUCUGUAUACCCCAAAGGAGGAUAUAAUAAAGGAUAUAGCAAAGGAUGGCCCAUGAACGGAUACGGAAGAGGCUACAUGGGAAACAUGAUGGGCGGAUAUGGCCCAGGAAACAUGGGAUGGGGCCCAAGUAUGGGAAAUGGAAGAUGGGGAAUGAAUAACAUGGGAAUGGGAAAUGGUUUUAUGUACGGAAAUAUGAUGGGAAAUGGAUAUGGAAAUAUGAUGGGAAAUGGAAAUAUGAUGGGAAAUGGAUACGGAUGGGGAUAUCCUAUGGGAAACAGAUAUGGAUAUAACAUGAUGGGAAAUGGAUUUGGAAAUAUGAUGGGAAAUGGAAAUAUGAUGGGAAAUGGAAAUAUGAUGGGAAAUGGAUACGGAUGGGGAUAUCCUAUGGGAAACGGAUAUGGAUAUAACAUGAUGGGAAAUGGAUAUGGAAAUAUGAUGGGAAAUAGAUUUGGAAAUAUGAUGGGAUAUGGAAACUAUCCAGGUGGAAUGAACAAUAUGGGAAUGUGGGGUAAUUCUUAUUAUCCAGGUUCUAUGGGAAACGGUUACGGAAGGGGAUACAUGGGAAUGAACGGCUACGGAUGGGGAAAUAUGAAUAACAUGGGCGGAUACAAUGGUAAUCGAUGGGGAAUGAACGGAAAUAUGUACGGAAUUGGCGGAAGAGGAUACAGUGGAAUGUUCGGAAAAACCAUGAGCAAGAAGGGAUCAUAUUAGAUGCCUCACCAAUUUUCGUCCAACACAACUCAUUGUGUUCGAGUCCGAGCCGUCAACCUUUUCCGCUGGAACUGUCCAUGGAAAACACCAGGGCUCCUCUACACUGCACGUCCAUUUCAUUGUAAAUCUUUAGUUUUGUAAUUAAAUUUAUCAGCAGAUUUAACAAA
Messenger RNA from Pecten maximus, 946 nucleotides. Its product is annotated as putative glycine-rich cell wall structural protein 1. The transcript has 2 exons. Bases 15 to 779 code for a protein of 254 amino acids. The record is from RefSeq and is a predicted model, not a curated record. NCBI's taxonomy places the organism in Eukaryota, Metazoa, Mollusca, Bivalvia, Pectinida, Pectinidae.